Molecule: messenger RNA, 2755 nt
Organism: Schistosoma spindalis
Lineage: Eukaryota; Metazoa; Platyhelminthes; Trematoda; Strigeidida; Schistosomatidae
Source: the annotation of a GenBank genome assembly
UCAAGCGCCAUUUCAGUUGUCCGAGUACGUAGUUGAAGUAUUAGAGGUCUGAUGGUAGUCGUUCUUUAUUUUUACAGCCUAAAUGAUAUUCCUUCUCCUGAAGAAUUACCUAAUACAUGUACUGACCUAUUAUUAGAUUAGGAUAGAUAGGGAUAAGCGAAAUCAUCGAGGAUUUUCUUUAGAAGUGAGCGAAGUUAUUUUUGUGAUGCAAUAAGACUGUUCGAGCAAUGUUACUUUAGCAUAGUAUAAAGAGUUACUGGGGAUCUUUCACCAAAACUUGUUUUAUAAGAUAACUAGUAUGGCUUAUCUAAAGACGUAUGAAUUCCUAUACUGGAUGUUGCUGUUAUUACACAUAAGUAUCCUCCAUAGGCGCUAAUUAUAAUCAAAAACCUUAGACGAUAUGAACUUCGAUUGCAAACUUCAGUACAUUGUUUCAUCUGCUCUGGGCAUUUUCGGAUUUGGUUAGGUGUAUUCUCUCGUUGACCGUUAAAGUUUGUAUACCUCAAUCUUCUAUAUUGUAGAUUGUCUAUUGCUGUCUCAGGGAUCAUUACAAUUACUGAUCAAACACUAAACAGAAACAACUAAGUGGAUUCACUAAACUCAUUCCCCACCAUCUGGAGCAGAGGCAAAUACCCCAUAAAUGUCCAAGAGAGGGCAAAUCGUUUUCUCUGGUGAUGGAGGUGCUGCAAGCGGCGAGGAGUCAGCAGGGGAAAUGAUCUGGCCGCCACCGUCUUUUGAUAAAUCUCAAAAAUGUCCCUUAGUGCCACAUGGAAGAAAGAAACGCUACCACUCUGCCUCGUUCAGCCAUUCUGGCACAAACGGUCUUACAAUCGAUGGGGUUCCCUCUGACUUGCAUACAUUAACGGCUGCACUUCACAAAGUCCAGCUCUCUGGUAGUCGUUUGCCUUAUGGUAAGAAUAGCAAAAAGUCACGAGAUGGACGCAAAUUACCUAGCAAACGUGGUGGAAAGCAUGACGAUCCUACCGACGUUUUGGAUGAGAUCGAGCUGGAUCCUGAGGAUCCUGACUUUGAUUCUGAUGUGGAUGCACCGGUUACGUUUGAUGAGUUUCAGCCAACCCUGGCUGAUGAUAUAUUUGAAAAGACUUUCAUUUCAUUGAUGAACGAGUUUUUCAUACAUGGCAAAACUCAGGAGGUUAUUGAUGUUCUUUCGGAUAUGAAUCUUGCAGCGCAUCAACGUCGUCGACUUCCGUAUUUGGCAAUUACUCUUGCCAUUCAACAUCGACAAACACAGUGCGAGCUAACAUCAGAACUGCUGUCAGACAUGUGCGGCAAAGUCCUCAAUCAUGCUCACAUUCAACAAGGAUUCCAACUUGUUUUCAGUGAAAUUAGUGAUCUCAUCAUUGAUGUCCCCAAAGUGCCUGAGUAUAUUGGGCGUUUUAUAGCAAGAGCAGUUACAGAUGAUAUCCUCCCUCCCAAAUUUAUUGAGCUGCAGAGAAAUAUUCUAUCUCAGGUUUCACCUAGUAGCAGCCCUCUCCAAACUGAGACAGGCGACUCGGAAAACGCUAUCGCUGUCUCUACUACAUCAAAUGAUUCCAGCUCACAAAAUUCAAUCCGAGUUGGUACUCGCAACUUUAGUGACAGCAGUUCUGGUGGCUCAGUCUCUGUGGACACUUCUGCUAGCAGUGGUAUUGGCUCUGCAUCAAGCUUGAUAACCGUCAAUAUGUCCCGUCCAGACCUAGCUCUUCAGGCUCUGAACAGAGCUGAAAGUAUUCUAACUCUAAGACAUGCCUAUGCUAGAUUAGACAACAUUUGGGGUGUACCCGCUGGCCCAAAAGCUACAAAAAUGCUAGUGAAAAAAAUCAAAAGAUUAGUCAAGUCAUUCAUUGACUCAAAUGAUAUUGACGAAGCUACUGCAGCUCUGUUAGAACUAGAUGCCCCUCAUUUUCGACAUGAACUUGUUUUCCAGUCAAUUAUAAUGGCUAUAGAAAUAAGCACAGAGGAUGCACGUGAACGUGUUAUUCGUUUGCUGAAGGAAUUAUGUGCUUCAGUUGUUUUGACAAUAGACCAGUUAACUCUGGGUGUCAAACGUGUUUAUGCUGAAUUACCAGACUUACAAAUAGAUGUACCUGCUGCCUACACGUUAAUGGAAUUAUUUAUGAACGGAGCCAUUAAGGCUGGUUUUAUACCAAGAAAGUUAGCUAACGAAUUUACUACCAAACCUCGUAAACGUUUCAUCUCAGAGACUGAUUCAAUCUAUAGAACUAAUAGUUCGAAACCCUGGUGAAGGACUAAUUCAAGAGGCCAUGAAUAAACGGGGCCCGGUGAUCGCUCAUAUUGCUAAAUUCUAAAUUUAGCUUCACUAUCUGCAGCCGAAUUUCUCAUUAGUAUUAUUUCAAACAUUUCGUUCUAUCUGUUUUUCAUCAAUGUUAGUAUGUGUUAAAAUAUCUGUCAGUGGUGGUUUGUUUUUCCUAUAAGGUUUUUGUUGAAUAUGCAUUUUAGUUUAUGUAAACACUGAAUGAAUCUAUUUUUGGCUCGUUUAUGGUUUGAUGGCAACCGGUCUUACAUAUUUUUUUCUGCAUAACGUGUCGCUUACGUUCUAUUUGUUUCAUUCUAUUCUUUCAUGUCAUUUUUCUUAAUGAUGUUUCACAUUUAAAUCAUGUCCACAUUUCCUCUUUGUGCCUAAAUAUAAAAUAAUUGAACAAAUGGUUUAAUAAUUUCACACAUGCAUAUAAAUUUUACUGUAUGCUAAAGUAAUGCGUGAUAAGGAUCUAGUUAAAAAGAAAAUUAUUCACUU